Podospora pseudopauciseta is the source of this 228-nucleotide messenger RNA. RefSeq lists its product as uncharacterized. The record is from RefSeq and is a predicted model, not a curated record. The transcript has 2 exons. NCBI's taxonomy places the organism in Eukaryota, Fungi, Ascomycota, Sordariomycetes, Sordariales, Podosporaceae. Bases 1 to 228 code for a protein of 75 amino acids.
AUGAAGUCAUUCCUAGCUUUGAGGCCAGUUUUGUUUAAAAGGGAACUGCUGCUUGCUGCUGCAAGCCGUGGGAGGUCUUUUGCACUGUGCACUGCCGCUGCCACCACCAGUCAGAAGAGAGUCAAGCUCAGUUUGAGAGGGUACAGUACGAAGAAGAGUGUGAUUGUUGGGGGUGGUGGGCUCAAGGUGGAGUUUGAGGGGGGGGGGAAGAAAAGGGAGAGUUUGUAA